AUAUAUGUUGACUAGACACUUUUGCUGUAGUGGCUUGUAUUACGCCACACUGAAGUUUUAUUGACUUCUUACAGCUACAGAGGAAUGCGACAUUUUCACUUGGUAAGUGACAGAGCAGAAAUGGGAAGUAAAUAUGCAGGCAGGGCCAGUUAAAGGACUUUGAUGUGAAUGUUGACUUACUACUUUCGUCAUCAGAGACAUGCCAAUGCAGCUGGCGGUAUUGGUAUGUUGUGUAUUGUGUCUGCUGAAGAUGAAACGUUAGUAGACAAUGGGGGGGAAAAAUCUCAGAAAGAGGAAGUAGGUGUUUGAGUCUCGACACUCAGUGAAACUCGCUUAAAUCGAGACUCCCUGCCAGUGCAAUGGUUUUCAACGUGGGCGUCGGGCGACACCACGCUUAAAUGGAGAUGUUGGAUGGGAAACGGCUGCUCAUCCACGAAUGGGAAGCCGGCGGCAUGGAGGAAGACGGCUGCUGCUGCUGCUGCGGAGUGGAGGCAGGACUGCACCGGCAAAACGCACUGAUUCAACUUCUCCGCCAGAAAGAGACACGACUACAGCGAAUGGCCCGGUUUUUAGUUGCGGCACUUCUUUUACUUUUUUCAGUCGCUCUGGCUUUACUGCUCAUGGUUUUGCUUGGAGGAAGAAGUCAUCAGUCAUCGGACGGCCAGCCCAAGAUGCAGCCUCACCGCCUUUCGUCAGACACCAUCAUCAAACAUCAACAACUUAAAGACGACAAGAAUCCAAGCGCCAUGCUAACAGCUCCUAAAGGCAAAUCGAACAAUGGGACAUAUCUUGAAUGGGAGAGUGAGAGUGGAAAUGCCUUCUGUCAGGGAGGUUUCAACUACUCCAACGGGGACCUAGUGGUGCCCAGAAAUGGCAUCUACAGAGUCUUCCUGCAGAUCACCUAUGAGAGUAAAGACCUCAACUGUGACCAUGUUAACCUGAAACUCCACAACAAGGUGUUUUUAAUCCAGGAUAAUUACAAUGUCGAUGUACUUCUCCUGUCAUCAGUUGACACAGUGAUUUGCGGCAAGGGACAGUGGAGUAAAUCCCUCUAUACUGCCGGCUUGUUUUCCCUGGAGGCUAACAGCAGACUACAUGUGAUAUCAUCACAACCCGAUCUUAUUGUUGGGAACGAACACCAGGUGUUCUUCGGUGCUGAACUUCUGCAUCAGUAAUCUGGUGAGACAGUUAGACUCACAGAAAUCUGAUUUUGAGGUUGUUUGCACUUUCAACCCCAUGGAAACCUACAGGAAGAUACUAGAUUCAUGGGUUUUAUUUUCUAUUACAGCUCAUGAAAAGUGUAAACCCACUGAUGAAUUUGCAACAGCAAGAAGCUACUAAUAUCUGCUCAACUGCAGGUUUGCUUUAUCUCACUGAAGUUAUAAGCUGCAUUGUUUUUAACAUCAUUAACCACUCGCAGAGACAUCCUGCUGCCUUAACAAUGAUUUAAUUAUGAUAUACAUUUCUAAAGAGCGUGUUUAUUUCAUUCAAUUACAUCCCUAACAUUUGUAACGCUACAGCCUUUUGGCAAAAUAGGCAUUGUCAACUGUAUUCAAUAUGCAGUAACGUAUAACUCAGUUUGGAAUAAAAAUAAGCUGUUUGUUAUUAUCUUCAGUGCAAAAACAAGUUGAUUAAUUGUCAGAAAAUAAAUACACAAUUUUGAAAAAAUCUUCCAUACGUGAGGAAUUUAAUAGGAUCAUAUUCAUCUUUGUGGUUUGGACAAAGCAAGCAAUUUAAAGACAUUAACUAGAUUCUGAACAUAGUGCUGAGCCUUUUUUAAUUGUUAGAUCAUCAAUUAGAUCAAUUAACCAAAAGAAUCUGAUCUGGUACCCUGAAUAUUACACUAGACGAACAGAAAAGUUUUCUUCCCUUGGGAGAAUGAAAGGGCUCAUGAUAACCUGCUUAAUAAUUGUUAAUAUUAUUGAUUACAGGUAGAUAGUGCUGUUAUUGUACGGUCUUAGCAUUAGCUGUUUUGUCUGUUCUUUUUGACUUAAUUAGAAAUUUCAGCUUUUUUGUUGCAGUGAAAUUUUCAUCUUUUGAAAGGAUUGCAUAAUAUGGUAGCCCUUGUUGGAAGUAGCAAGUCUUUUUCACUGUUUUAACCAGGUCACAUGUUUGUGAUAGCUGUUACUGAAAGUGGUUAACAUUAGGUCAGUGUUAAACCCUGUGGGGGAAAAAAAAUAAUAAAGGGAUAUCAAUUGGUAACAUGUUGGGCAUACCAUUAUGUUAGCAGGCAUGAAGCAUCUUCAUUAAACAUAGGCCUGUGAAGAUAGGAGGAGAUACGACAGAAUGACUGGAUUGCAAUGAGAUUUAAAAAGCAACAUCCUGUGAAAAGAUUUGUUCGUAGAAAACUUUGACAACACUUUGUAACACUAGUCAAGUGAUUGGUUAUUUUUAGAACCAUGUAUAUUUUUAACCCAAAAGCUGAAUGUGAUUCGUGUUGAAGGACAACAUUAGUCAUUUAGUACACAGCCUUACAGUAACUUGAAGUAACAGUCCAGAUUUAGUGAAAAACUCUCUGUGGAUGGCUGAAUUACUUUGUUAUUAUUUGUACUUGCUUUAUAAUGCGUUGCCAUAGCCAGUGGGUUUGACAAGGAAUGCUUCAAGAGCAGUAAACAUGGUGGAGUUACCGGAAAACUAUCACACAUAAACCCAGCCCACGCCCACGCAGUCCUGCUGCCAUGAUAACAUUUUUGUGUUAUGUGUAAACAUGUUAUAGUUUAUCAAAUAAUAAAGAUUGUUCCCCAACACAGUUUUUGUACAUGUUAUGUCCAUGUAAGCAGUUGAAUCACACGCUGUCAGUCUAAAUGUGUAACAAAGUCAAAUAUGACAGUUUCUCCAAGCCAAGGAAGGAAGCUUUGUACACUAUUUUACACCUGUUGUGAGACGGACCUGUAAACCAGAAUGUGCUGGAAAUGUAUAAUAGUUGAAAGUAUGUGCAGUGUGGGGAACACCGCAGUUUUAUCAGCUCUUUGUGAUAUGUGAUGGCUCGGAUGCUUGAGAAAUGUCAGAAUACUCUGCUGUAGAUCCAGUGAUGGAUUAAGGGAUCAUUAUAUCAAUUAUGUAUUGGUGUGUGGAUGAAUUUGACUUUUCUCACAAUGGGGCUCACUGUAAGUUGAUAAAAAUAUAUGGAAGUGGUUUUAUUUUUUACAUGCAAGGUGCUGUUGUACAAGAAGGUGCAUUGUGCAUUAUUUAAUUCAUUGCUUGCUGGGCACCCAUUACUCUGUUGGUACUAUGCAAGUUGACUUUUUCCUACUUUUAAAGAAAUUAUCAUGAUUUAUGGAGUUUUAUAUAUACACGUGUGUUAUGCAGACUGUUUAAUAAAAGUUAAUAAAUAAAACUGUAUUGACAAAA
Messenger RNA from Micropterus salmoides (largemouth bass), 3351 nucleotides. Its product is annotated as lymphotoxin-alpha-like. The transcript is spliced from 4 exons. Gene Ontology annotation, molecular function: tumor necrosis factor receptor binding. Gene Ontology annotation, biological process: immune response. The record is from RefSeq and is a predicted model, not a curated record. Gene Ontology annotation, cellular component: membrane. Lineage: Eukaryota; Metazoa; Chordata; Actinopteri; Centrarchiformes; Centrarchidae. The coding region runs from base 399 to 1175 and encodes 258 amino acids.